CAGAUUUGGCGGUGUGUAAACACCUGGCCCUGAGCCAGAAAAGACUCAUUCUGUGUAUCCUCCACACGGAGAGACUGUCGGACGAAAAAGAACCUGCUUCUCCUUGAAUUAAAAAGCAAACAAACAGAGGUUCUUUGCAGAAGCACUUUUCCAGCUUCUCCCUUCCUGGCUGUAUGACAAGUGUUCUUAUACCUCACGUGACCGAGGAUGGGUCGUGGGCAUUCACACCAUCAGUGACCAAGGCAACAGAGACCCACGCUACUUUUUCUCCUUGAAGACAGACCGGGCCCGGCAAGUGACCACCAUCAAUGCCCACCAAAGCUACCUCCCUGGCCAGUGGGUAUUCCUAGCUGCCACCUACGAUGGGCGGCUGAUGAAGCUCUAUGUGAAUGGUGCCCAGGUGGCGACCUCUGGGGAUCAGGUGGGUGGCAUAUUCAGCCCAUUGACUCAGAAGUGUAAAGUGCUCAUGUUGGGGGGCAGCACCCUGAACCACAACUACCGGGGCUACAUCGAGCGCUUCAGUCUGUGGAAGGUGGCCAGGACCCAGCGGGAGGUCCUGCUGGACAUGGAAACCCAUGGCCUCCACACGCCUCUACCUCAGCUCCUCCUACAGGAGAACUGGGACAAUGUGAAGCGCACCUGGUCCCCCAUGAAGGACGGCCACAGCCCCCAGGUGGAGUUCAGCGGUGCCCACAGCUUCCUGCUGGACACCACUUUGGAGCCCCCUCUGUGCGGGCAGACGUUGUGCGACAACGCGCAAGUCAUUGCCAGCUACAACCAGCUGCCGCGCUUCCGCCGGCCCAAGGUGGUGCGCUACCGCGUGGUCAACCUCCAUGACGACAGCCACGAGAACCCCACGGUGAGCCGCCAGCAAAUCGAGCUCCAGCACCAGCAGCUGGCCGAGGCCUUCCAGCCCUACAACAUCUCCUGGGAGCUGGAGGUGCUAGAGGUGAGCAACUCCUCCCUGCGCCACCGCCUCAUCCUGGCCAACUGCGACAUCAGCAAGAUCGGGGACGAGAACUGCGACCCCGAGUGCAACCACACGCUUACCGGCCAUGACGGUGGGGACUGCCGCCACCUGCGCCACCCCGCCUUCAUGAAGAAGCAGCAGAAUGGGGUGUGUGACAUGGACUGUAACUACGAACGGUUCAACUUCGACGGCGGGGAGUGUUGUGACCCCGACAUCACAGAUGUCACCCAGACAUGCUUCGAUCCUGACUCUCCACACAGAGCGUACUUGGAUGUUAAUGAACUGAAGAACAUUCUUAGACUGGAUGGAACUACACACCUCAAUAUCUUCUUUGCAAACUCCUCGGAGGAGGAAUUGGCAGGAGUAGCCACUUGGCCAUGGGACAAGGAGGCCCUAAUGCCCUUAGGUGGCAUCGUCCUGAACCCAUCUGUCUAUGGCAUUCCUGGGCACACCCACACCAUGAUCCACGAGAUCGGGCACAGCCUGGGCCUCUAUCACAUCUUUCGAGGCAUCUCAGAAAUACAGUCUUGCAGUGACCCCUGCAUGGAGACCGAGCCCUCCUUUGAGACUGGAGACCUCUGCAGUGACACCAACCCAGCCCCCAAAUACAAGUUCUGUGGUGACCCAGGGCCAGGAAACGACACCUGUGGCUUUCACAGCUUCUUCGACACUCCUUACAACAACUUCAUGAGCUAUGCAGACGACGACUGCACCGACUCCUUCACGCCCAAUCAAGUCGCCAGAAUGCACUGCUACCUGGACCUGGUGUACCAGGGCUGGCAGUCCUCCAAGAAGCCGGCGCCGGUCGCCCUGGCUCCCCAGAUUGUGGGCCACACGACUGACUCCGUGACGCUGGAGUGGUUUCCACCCAUCGAUGGCCACUUCUUUGAAAGAGAAUUGGGAUCAGCAUGUGACCUUUGCCUGGAAGGGAGGAUCCUGGUGCAGUAUGCCUUCAACGCCUCCUCCCCGAUGCCCUGUGGCCCAUCCGGACACUGGAGUCCCCGGGAAGCAGAAGGCCAUCCAGAUGUUGAACAACCCUGUAAGUCCAGUGUCCGCACCUGGAGCCCAAAUUCAGCUGUCAACCCACACACGGUCCCGCCAGCCUGCCCUGAGCCACAAGGCUGCUACCUUGAACUGGAAUUUCACUAUCCUUUGGUUCCUGAGUCUCUGACGGUCUGGGUGACCUUUGUCUCCACUGACUGGGACUCUAGUGGGGCUGUCAAUGACAUCAAACUGUUGACUACCACGGGGAAGAACAUCUCCCUGGGCCCUCAGAACGUAUUCUGCGAUGUUCCACUGACCAUCAAACUCCGGGAUGUGGGCGAGGAGGUAUAUGGCAUUCAGAUCUACACGUUGGAUGAGCACCUGGAGAUUGAUGCUGCCAUGUUGACCUCCAUUGCAGACAGCCCACUCUGCCUAGCGUGUAAGCCCCUGCAGUACAAAGUGGUCCGGGACCCUCCUCUCCAGGUGGACGUGGCCUCCAUCCUGCAUCUCAAUAGAAGAUUCACAGACAUGGACCUCACUCUUGGCAGUGUGUACCAGUACUGGGUCAUCACCAUUUCCGGAAGUGAGGAAGGCGAGCCAUCGCCUGCUGCUGUAUACACCCAUGGAAGUGGGUACUGUGGCGACGGCAUCAUCCAGAAAGGCCAAGGUGAAGAAUGCGAUGACAUGAAUAAGAUCAAUGGUGAUGGCUGCUCCCUGUUCUGCCGACAGGAAGUUUCCUUCAAUUGCAUUGAUGAACCCAGCCGGUGCUAUUUCCACGAUGGUGAUGGGGUAUGUGAGGAGUUUGAACAAAAAACCAGCAUCAAGGACUGUGGUGUCUACACGCCCCAAGGGUUCCUAGAUCAGUGGGCAUCCAAUGCUUCAGUUUCCCAUCAAGACCAGCAAUGCCCAGGCUGGGUCAUCAUUGGCCAGCCGGCAGCAUCCCAGGUGUGUCGGACCAAGGUGAUUGAUCUCAGUGAAGGCAUUUCCCAACACGCCUGGUAUCCUUGCACCAUCAGCUACCCCUACUCCCAGCUGACCCAGACCACGUUCUGGCUCCGGGCAUACUUUUCUCAGCCAAUGGUUGCUGCAGCUGUUAUUGUCCACCUGGUGACCGAUGGGACCUACUAUGGGGACCAAAAGCAGGAAACCAUCAGCGUCCAGCUGCUUGACACCAAAGAGCAGAGCCAUGAUCUAGGCCUCCACGUCCUGAGCUGCAGGAACAAUCCCCUGAUUAUCCCUGUGGUCCAUGACCUCAGCCAGCCCUUCUACCACAGCCAGGCGGUGCGAGUGAGCUUCAGCUCACCCCUGCUCGCCAUCUCGGGGGUGGCCCUCCGCUCCUUCGACGGCUUUGACCCCGUCACCCUGAGCAGCUGCCAGAGAGGGGAGACCUACAGCUCUGCCGAGCAGAGCUGUGUGCACUUCGCAUGUGAGGCCACUGACUGUCCGGAGCUGGCCGUGGAGAACGCCUCUCUCAAUUGCUCCAGCAGCGACCGCUAUCAUGGUGCCCAGUGCACUGUGAGCUGCCGGACGGGCUAUGUGCUCCAGAUACGGAGGGAUGAUGAGCUGAUCAAGAGCCAGACGGGACCCAGCGUCACAGUGACCUGCACCGAGGGCAAGUGGAACAAGCAGGUGGCGUGUGAGCCCGUGGACUGUGGCGUCCCAGACCAACAUCACGUCUAUGCUGCCUCCUUCUCCUGCCUCGAGGGCACCACCUUUGGCAGCAAAUGCUCCUUCCAGUGUCGCCACCCAGCGCAGUUGAAAGGCAACAACAGCCUCCUGACCUGCAUGGAGGACGGGCUGUGGUCCUUCCCGGAAGCCCUGUGCGAGCUCAUGUGUCUGGCUCCGCCCCCGGUGCCCAAUGCAGACCUGCAGACCGCCAGGUGCCGAGAGAACAAGCACAAGGUGGGCUCUUUCUGCAAGUACAAGUGCAAGCCUGGAUACCAUGUGCCCGGUGCCUCUCGGAAGUCAAAGAAGCGCGCCUUCAAGACUCAGUGCACCCAAGACGGCAGCUGGCAGGAGGGAGCCUGUGUUCCUGUGACAUGUGACCCGCCUCCACCGAAGUUCCACGGGCUCUACCAGUGCACAGACGGCUUCCAGUUCAACAGCGAGUGUCGGAUCAGGUGUGAAGACAGCGAUGCCACCCAGGGCCGGGGGAGCAACGUCAUCCACUGCCGGAAAGACGGGACCUGGAGUGGCUCCUUCCACCUCUGCCGGGAGAUGCAAGGCCAGUGCUCGGCCCCGAACCAGCUCAACAGCAACCUCAAACUGCAGUGUCCUGAAGGCCACGCCAUAGGGUCCGAGUGUGCCACCUCCUGCCUGGACCACAACAGUGAGCCCAUUAUCCUGCCCACGAACGUGACUGUCCGUGACAUCCCUCACUGGCUGAACCCCACGCGGGUGCAGAGAGUCGUCUGCACGGCUGGCCUCAAGUGGUACCCUCACCCUGCUGUGAUCCACUGUGUCAAAGGCUGUGAGCCCUUCAUGGGAGACAAUUACUGUGAUGCCAUCAACAAUAGAGCCUUCUGCAACUACGAUGGUGGGGACUGCUGCACGUCCACGGUGAAGACCAAAAAGGUCACUCCCUUCCCUAUGUCCUGUGACCUACAAGGUGACUGUGCUUGUCGGGACCCCCAGGCCCGAGAACACAGCCGGAAAGACCUCCGGGGAUACAGCCACGGCUAAGGAAGGACAAGGAGUUAAGAAUUCCCAGCGCCAGGACCCGCAUCCCUUUGGUAUUGAUUUCACAGUGAGCUGCUCCACGGAAUGGCCUCUCCACACCAGGGAUCCUUAGCAUCCAACCGGUCUGCCUUUAAUUUCACCCAGGAAGGACUCACAGUGGGGGCGCACGAAGCAAGUCUCACCAUGUUAAGUAAUGGCAUGGAAUCCCACCCCACAGUCUUAGAUGGAUCACAUGCACAGCAUGCAGUCCCAGAGCCUCCUAAAACUCUAACCAUUUGUCACAUGACCGCAGCGAGAAACAUGCUCUGUGCCCAGGAAUGUGCACAUCUGUGGUUAGUACACAUGCAUGCAUACACACCCAUACAAACAUCUGUGUGAGGGCAGUUUUGGAGACUGAGCAGAGAGAGACUGGAACAAAGUCAAUCUUUCCUUUCCCAAGCUCCCAGCCAACACUGUCCUUGGGAGAAAGAGUUGCAGAAACUGCUAAGGCCGAGUAUUGAGAUGCCAAGAUAGUUCACACCCUGAGGCCUGGAAUAUGUAGGACGUGCGCAGUGGUACAGUCCUUUGGGAUCGAAAGUGAAAUGGUCUCUGAUCACCUACCUUCUAGGAAAGUAGGGCCCAGGGAGAAAGAAUCCAAAGUGUACGAAGCCCCCCGAUUUUUCCCGCUGCCAUGGGGGACUUACCCCAACUCCAGGGUUUAAGGCCAAGCUGGAAAUGGCUUAAGAUUGCAAUGUCAAGGUAUUAUAAGAGCCCCCUGCUUGAGGCAUGAGGCCAUAAUAUCCCUCCGGAACCCAUCCAUUCCCCAAAUCUUGCCUUGGGACCACAUUUGCUGCUACUUUUCCUGCUGCUCUAUCCUAUACAUUAAGUAACCCAAGAUGAUAGGACUAGGUUAGGAAAAACCCCACACAACCAAACAGUCUGCCUUAAACGUGACCCACAUUUCCCCAUAGCUCCUCACUCCCUAGUCCUCCUGCAAGAGAAACCCCUCCUUGGCCCCCCAUGGAGAGAAGCGUGGUCCUCUGUGGGUGGGCUUCUUACCCUGGAAGGGAGUCGGAACCCUCAGCGAGAGUACAGAAUGUCUAAGCCAGUGUUAGAUUUUAUAAUCAAGUGGAACAGUGUUAUGUUUCUGUGAUGCUAGAGUCAUCCGGGGACUGUUAGAGUUGUAAGGACUCUUGAGUUAUGCUCCUUCACCGAGCCUUCCUGCCCAUCCAGGCUACAGGGGGCUUUGGUCCUAAGGACCUUGAGGUGGCCCUGAGCAGCUAGCCUCCUAUAAUAGAGAAUCAUCUUGGAUGUGAUCAGUCUCGACUGUGUUCCAGGGGCCAUCAGAGGGAAGUCCAAGGGCGCCAGCCUCGGUCCCCAGCAACCCAGAAUGGUCAUGAUGUUUCCCAUAGUCUUCCAUUUGCCAGUGCUCCCGUCCACACCUGGGGGUGGGCAACCCUUCCGUCUCUCCCACAUUCCACCUCCAAAAGUGCAGAGUAAGUCAGACCCCCGUAGGAGCCCCGCCCUCUUUGGGGCCCUCUGCCUCUUUUCAGCC
Myotis brandtii (Brandt's bat) is the source of this 6167-nucleotide messenger RNA. RefSeq names its product pregnancy-associated plasma protein A, pappalysin 1 (gene PAPPA). Gene Ontology annotation, molecular function: metallopeptidase activity. The transcript has 22 exons. The record is from RefSeq and is a predicted model, not a curated record. NCBI's taxonomy places the organism in Eukaryota, Metazoa, Chordata, Mammalia, Chiroptera, Vespertilionidae. Bases 374 to 4636 code for a protein of 1420 amino acids.